Molecule: messenger RNA, 1998 nt
Organism: Micropterus salmoides (largemouth bass)
Lineage: Eukaryota; Metazoa; Chordata; Actinopteri; Centrarchiformes; Centrarchidae
Gene: alx3
Product: ALX homeobox 3
Exons: 7
Coding region: 368-1576 (402 amino acids)
Biological process (GO): regulation of transcription by RNA polymerase II
Molecular function (GO): DNA-binding transcription factor activity, RNA polymerase II-specific; RNA polymerase II transcription regulatory region sequence-specific DNA binding
Source: RefSeq, a predicted model, not a curated record
AAUAUUUUGUCACACAUGCUGACAGUAAACAAAAGGAAAUAGCAAGACUAUUUUUUAGUGCACUCUAUUACGCAUGCGUCCACGCGCAGGCCUCUUAGCUUUGUCCGCUACAGUCUCCGACACAUUUAGGCAUUAUUUAUUUUUAGCUCUGGCGUGUGUCCGGUGUACCGGGGCCUAGCUGAUGCACCCAGGUGGUUUUACUAAGGUCUUCUGUGUCUCUCUCCAUGUUGCAAGAGAAUUUGUGAGCUAGAGGGGGUCUACGCACAGACGCAGAGGGAGAGACAGAGGACCAAACGAUGGCAGGACUUUGUGGGGAAACGAAUUACUUAAAGCAACAUCAAACUACAUUGGUCCAAACGAGCUCAAAAUGGAAUCAAAUGGGGCUUAUGAGGCCUCUCAAACCAAAUGGACCUCAUGUUUACACACUUGUCCUUCAGCUGAACUGCGUGCGGCCUCAGGUAUCCUGACAGAUGGUGAGAUGUCCCCAAAACCAGCGGUACCGUGUCUGAACCUGACCAGCAGGAGGACGCCAGAAAACUCUCCGGGACUGGAGCACGGCGGCUCCGGCUCCUUUCUUUCCUGCGAUGAGCUGCAGAAACCCUCGCACCUUCCCCCUCCUCUUCCUCACCGUCUCAGCCUGCGGGGGGAUGUGUAUGCUGCCGCCAUGGGCAGGUUUGGUGAUGCUGCGGCGGACUUUACGCACGGCGCUGCGCCGGCGAACCCGCCCGCCUCACCAUCCAAACACAGCAAGUUCUUGGACAGUAUAAACCAGGAUCAAAAGGGGACGGCGAUAAGCGGCAAGCCGACGUUUUACGAGAGUAAUUCGGAAGUCAGAGGGAAAGGAGCUCCAAAGGCCAUGGGCUAUCCUGGUAUUGUCACAGACUGUUGUGGCAAACUCAAAGAGACAGGCAUCACUUUACAUGGGGACUCUAUCGCUGACUCCAUCGACUUAUCAGGCAAGAACAAGAAGCGGCGCAAUCGCACCACCUUCAGCACAUUUCAGCUGGAGGAGCUGGAGAAAGUGUUUCAGAAGACGCACUACCCUGACGUGUACGCCCGGGAGCAGCUGGCCCUGAGGACUGAGCUCACAGAGGCUCGGGUUCAGGUUUGGUUCCAGAACCGGAGAGCCAAGUGGAGGAAACGGGAACGCUAUGGGAAGAUCCAGGAGGUCCGCAACCACUUUGCCACCUAUGAUAUCUCUCUUCUCCCUCGCCAUGACACAUACCAGAUGCAGGGCAACCUGUGGCCAGGGGCGGCUUCAGGAGGAAGCGGUGGCUCAGGUGCUGGCUGUGUCCUGGGAGCUGACUCCAUCCCCUCGUCCUGCAUGAGUCCAUACGCUCACCCCCACAGCAAUCUGCAGGGCUUCAUGGGCAUGCCCACAUCCCCAAGCCAUCCCCACCACCACCACCCACCACACCAUCCGGGCAUCAACGGCCUGUACUCGCUCCACAGCUUCCCAGGAGGCCUCGGGUCCCCUUCCAUCGAGGGGCCCGACACUGAAUAUAAGCCGACGGGCCUGGUGGCGCUGCGGAUGAAAACCAAAGAGCCAGGCAGCAUCCUCUCCUGGCCUACAUGACCACAACAGUGCCAGCUCCCCAUUAUGCACUGACUGAGCCAAAGCAUAUUACAUUUCUGACCCAUACACAACCCCCAAUGUACACACCCACCUCAGCAUAUGAAUAAUAUUUCCUCUUAACAAUUAUAUAAGCCAACUCGGUGACGUUAAACAUUUCAGAAGAUAGUGGAACAGGAAUGUCAUGAAAAUUGAGGGCAUUGAGCCUCUUGCGCAAAAACACCCAGCGUAUUAUUAGGUACUUUAUUGUUUCCAGUUUUACUUUGAUAUCACAAUGCUGAGACCAAAGAGGAAAAACUAUUUAAGCAUGUAAAAAUUGUAAUUAUCAUAUUAAUCAUUUUUUUUGUCUGUCGUGCUUUGUAGUGUGACCAUUAAUAAAGGCCUCAAUCUAAAUAAUCUGUCUUAUUCAGUAGGAAACUAUUUUU